Drosophila hydei is the source of this 4840-nucleotide messenger RNA. RefSeq names its product neurexin-4 (gene Nrx-IV). The transcript has 12 exons. Lineage: Eukaryota; Metazoa; Arthropoda; Insecta; Diptera; Drosophilidae. The coding region runs from base 364 to 4203 and encodes 1279 amino acids. The record is from RefSeq and is a predicted model, not a curated record.
UAUUAUUAAAUCAUUGUGAAUCUAGCGAGACGUGUGUGUCAUCUAGUCGCAGCGUUAAUUAUUAUUUUUUAAUCAAACGACGGAGCGCUGUGCACGUUUGGGUUGGGCGGACGCACAAUCAUAACAGAGAAGACGAAGUAAAAUAAAGUCUAAUAAAUAAAUAAAAAAAACGCAGGCUGCAUUUUGUUUGUUCACAUUGACGACGCUAGAGCCGCGGGGUUGGCCAAACAAAUUGUCCCGCUGGCUGCAACAGUAAAAAAGUAGUUUGCCUGUGAAAAGUUUCAGUGAAACAAUACUAAAUAUUUGAAUAUAAAUGUGUCUUUAAAGAGUGGUUAGGUGAUUCAAAAUAGUACAAACGCCAAAAUGAGGCAACAAACUUUAACACAGGCAACAAUUUCAAUUUGCUGCUGCUUUUUGCUGCUGUGCAGCAACAGCGUGGGAAUCGCAUUCGCAGAUUCCUUCUCCGAUUAUUUUUCCGACUAUGAGUGCAAUCAGCCAUUGCUUGAGCGUUCGGUACUAACGGCAACAUCAUCGCUGACAGAACGUGGGCCAGAAAAGGCGCGUUUAAAUGCUGGCACCUCGUGGUCAGCCAAGAGCUCGGACUUUGAUCAACGUCUGAUUAUUGAUUUGGGUCUGGUGAAGAAUGUCACGCACAUUGCGCUGCAAGGACGCCCGCACAGCAAUGAAUAUGUGACCGAGUAUACCAUUAGCUAUGGCAUCACAGAUCUCGAAUUUGCCGACUAUAAAGAACCCGGCGGUAAUAUUAAGAUGUUCAAGGGCAAUACGGAUGGCAAUUCCAUACACUACAAUGUCUUUGAGGUGCCCAUCAUUGCGCAGUGGGUGCGCAUCAAUCCCACGCGCUGGCAUGAUCGCAUCUCAAUGCGAGUCGAGCUCUAUGGCUGUGAAUAUAUCUCCGACAACCUCUACUUCAAUGGCACUGGACUGGUGCGCUAUGAUCUGCGCCGUGAGCCCAUUGCCUCGUCUCAGGAGUCCAUACGCUUCCGCUUCAAGACUGCCUUUGCAAAUGGUGUUAUGAUGUACUCGCGCGGCACACAGGGCGAUUACUAUGCUCUGCAGCUGAAGGAUAAUAAGAUGGUGCUGAAUCUUGACCUGGGCUCGGGCAUUAUGACCUCGCUCUCGGUGGGCAGUCUGUUAGACGACAAUGUGUGGCACGAUGUUGUCAUUUCUCGCAAUCGCAGGGAUAUCAUCUUCUCAGUGGACCGUGUCAUAGUGCGUGGUCGCAUUCAAGGCGAAUUUAGUCGACUCAAUCUGAAUCGAGAGCUGUACAUGGGUGGUGUGCCCAAUGUUCAGGAAGGUCUCAUAGUGCAGCAGAACUUCUCGGGCUGUUUGGAGAACAUUUAUCUGAACUCGACCAAUUUUAUAAGAACCAUGAAGGAAAGCUAUGAGCUAGGAGAAGCGUAUCUGUAUAACAAGGUUAAUACAAUAUACGCCUGCCCCUCGCCUCCCAUUUAUCCAGUUACGUUCACGACCCGCGGCUCGUAUGUUCGCCUGAAGGGCUAUGAGAACUCGCAGCGCUUGAAUAUUUCGUUCUACUUCCGCACUUACGAGGAGAGCGGCGUUAUGGUACAUCACGACUUCUACUCGGGUGGCUAUGUUAAAGUCUUUCUGGAGUUUGGCAAGGUUAAGAUUGAUCUCAAAGCCAAAGACAAGGCUCGCAUCAUUCUGGACAACUAUGACGAGCAGUUUAACGAUGGCAAAUGGCAUUCGUUUAUACUGUCCAUUGAGCGGAAUCGUCUAAUUCUGAACAUUGAUCAACGUCCAAUGACAACCACCAAGAAUCUGCAGAUAGCCACUGGACGAUUGUAUUACAUAGCUGGCGGUAAGGAGAAGAAUGGCUUUGUUGGCUGCAUGCGGCUCAUCUCUGUGGAUGGUAACUACAAGCUGCCUCAGGAUUGGGUGCAGGGCGAGGAGGUUUGCUGCGGCGAUGAGGUUGUUGUCGAUGCCUGUCAAAUGAUUGAUCGCUGCAAUCCAAAUCCCUGCCAGCACAAGGGCGUCUGCCAUCAAAACAGCAUGGAGUUCUUCUGCGAUUGCGCACAAACUGGAUACGCGGGCGCCGUAUGCCAUACCUCCAACAAUCCUUUGUCCUGUCAGGCUUUGAAGAAUGUGCAACAUGUGCAGCAGCGCGUUAACCUGAAUAUCGAUGUAGAUGGCAGCGGUCCUCUAGAGCCCUUCCCAGUUACCUGCGAAUUCUAUUCCGAUGGUCGCGUUAUUACCACACUGAGUCACAGCCAGGAGCAUACUACCACUGUUGAUGGCUUCCAGGAGCCUGGCUCCUUUGCGCAGUCCAUCAUGUACGAUGCCAACCAGCUGCAAAUUGAAGCACUUCUCAACCGUUCACACAGCUGCUGGCAGCGUCUGAGCUAUUCCUGUCGUUCGUCGCGUCUCUUCAACUCGCCUUCUGAAGCUGGUAAUUUCCGUCCCUUCUCCUGGUGGAUCUCGCGCAACAAUCAGCCCAUGGAUUACUGGGCUGGUGCUUUGCCUGGUUCGCGCAAAUGCGAGUGCGGCAUUUUGGGUAAAUGUCACGAUCCUACCAAGUGGUGUAACUGCGACUCGAAUAGCUUGGAGUGGAUGGAGGAUGGUGGAGAUAUACGUGAAAAGGAACAUCUACCUGUGCGUGCGGUUAAGUUCGGUGACACUGGCACGCCUCUAGAUGAGAAGCAUGGCCGCUAUACACUGGGACCCAUGCGCUGUGAGGGCGAUGAUCUGUUUAGCAAUGUUGUUACGUUCCGCAUAGCUGAUGCUUCCAUUAAUUUGCCGCCCUUCGAUAUGGGUCAUUCGGGAGACAUUUAUCUGGAGUUCCGUACCACACAGGAAAAUGCAGUGCUGUUCCAUGCCACUGGCCCCACCGACUAUAUCAAACUAAGUCUGAACGGCGGCAAUAAAUUGCAAUUCCAGUAUCAAGCAGGCAGCGGUCCACUAGGAGUGAAUGUGGGCACCAGCUAUCAUCUGAACGACAACAACUGGCACACGGUGAGCGUGGAGCGCAAUAGAAAGGAAGCUCGUCUAGUCGUUGAUGGCUCAAUAAAGGCUGAAGUGCGCGAACCACCAGGCCCUGUGCGUGCUCUUCACCUGACUUCUGACUUGGUAAUUGGCUCCACAACUGAGUACCGUGAUGGCUACGUGGGCUGCAUACGUGCGCUUUUACUCAAUGGCAAGAUGGUGGACUUGAAACAGUAUUCAAUGCGUGGUCUCUAUGGCAUUAGCACUGGCUGCGUGGGACGCUGCGAAUCGAGUCCUUGCCUCAACAACGGCACCUGCAUUGAACGCUACGAUGGCUACAGCUGUGAUUGCCGCUGGAGUGCGUUCAAGGGACCCAUUUGCGCAGACGAGAUUGGCGUCAAUUUGCGUUCCAGCUCUAUUAUUCGUUACGAGUUUGAGGGCUCAUUCCGUUCCACAAUUGCAGAGAACAUUCGCGUGGGUUUCACAACAACCAUACCCAAGGGCUUCCUGCUGGGUUUCUCUUCAAACCUGACUGGCGAAUAUCUGACUAUACAAAUUUCCAAUUCCGGUCAUUUGCGCUGCGUCUUUGACUUUGGCUUUGAGCGUCAGGAAAUUAUAUUCCCUAAAAAGCAUUUCGGUUUGGGCCAGUAUCAUGAUGUGCGCUUUAUGCGUAAGAACAGCGGCUCGACGGUGGUGCUGCAUGUAGAUAACUACGAACCUGUGGAGUAUCACUUUGACAUCAAGGAGUCAGCGGAUGCACAGUUCAAUAACAUUCAGUACAUGUUCAUUGGCAAAAACACUUCAAUGACCGACGGUUUUGUGGGCUGUGUAUCGCGUGUGCAGUUCGAUGAUAUUUAUCCACUGAAACUGAUGUUCCAACAGAAUCCGCCCAAUAAUGUCAAAUCGCUUGGCACUCAAUUGACUGAAGACUUUUGCGGCGUUGAGCCGGUGACGCAUCCGCCCAUUGAAAUAGAGACUAGGCCGCCACCACUGGUGGAUGAAGAGAAGUUGCGCAAGGCUUACAAUGAGGUCAACGCUGUGCUGCUGGCAUUCCUGCUCGUCAUACUCUUCCUAUUGCUGCUCUUGAUGUUCUUCUUGAUUGGUCGCUAUUUGCAUCGGCACAAGGGCGAUUAUCUGACGCACGAGGAUCAUGGCGCCGAUGGUGCCGAUGAUCCGGAUGAUGCUGUACUGCAUUCAACCACUGGCCAUCAGGUCAGAAAGCGUACAGAGAUUUUCAUCUAAUAACAGACAAGCUACAGCAAUCUCUGAAAAUCAAUCGCCUUAAACAAAAACCACAACUGAGCACACAAAAUAUAUGUAAAAGAAAGAAACAUACACAAAAUCAAACGAAUUAGGAAACGAAUAUGAUAAAUUACAAUUGGUAAUUGAAUCCAAGGCUUUUUAACCCUCUUCGCACACACUGCCAAUUAUUUUGAGCAAUGCAUUUGCUUUGAAUUUGGUUAACAAUUGGUUGCUGAUUUUUGAUUAUGUUUUGAUUUUGUUUAAUGGCCAAUGAAAUAUUACUUUUAUUUUACCUUGUACUUUUGACCACUCAAUAGUCAUCACAAAACCGUCCAAUUUUGUUUAGUUGACUUUUUUUUAUAUAUAUACACAAAUUGUUUAUCAAAUUAAGUUACAAUUGUAUUUUAAGUUGUCAGCCAGCCAAUUACAUUUAUGCAUUGUAUGCCCACAUAUAUAUCUACUUAUAUAUAUCUGGACAGACGUGCAGAACUACACCAACGACAUUCCAUUAUAUUUAAUACGUUAUAGUUUUCUCUGUCUCUCUACAUAUUAUGUAAAUCAUUUCAAAUGUCUUCUAAUUUACACAAAGCGAAUAUAAUGAAUGACUUUUUGUGCUAAGUUUUAAACAAAACGAGAA